Molecule: messenger RNA, 1351 nt
Organism: Eutrema salsugineum
Lineage: Eukaryota; Viridiplantae; Streptophyta; Magnoliopsida; Brassicales; Brassicaceae
Product: mRNA cap guanine-N7 methyltransferase 2
Exons: 10
Coding region: 23-1201 (392 amino acids)
Biological process (GO): 7-methylguanosine mRNA capping
Cellular component (GO): nucleus
Molecular function (GO): mRNA 5'-cap (guanine-N7-)-methyltransferase activity
Source: RefSeq, a predicted model, not a curated record
GAGAGCAAAAAGAAAACGAAAAAUGAGCAGCGGCUUCCCGGGAUCAAAAUCGGAGCAGAGUCAUCAUCGGCUCUUCGAUUUCGCCAAAACGGCCAUAAUCAACAUCUUCGCACAUCCUUAUACCACUGUUUGCGAGCUGUACUGCGGCGAAGCUCCCGAUAUCGACAAGUGGGAAGCUGCUCCGAUUGGUCACUACAUCGGAAUUGGUAUUACCAAAAUUUACUUAUAUAAUCAGUCUUACAUACUGUAUUGUAUCACUAAGAGGAUGGGUUUGCUUUUUUUUUUUCUUCUCUUUUUGUGGAAAUUUGCUAUAACGUUAGAUACAUCGUCUUCUGGGAUUUCUUGCGUACGAGAAGCUUGGGAGAGUCAGAGGAAGAAUUACGAUGUUGAAUUCUUUGGAGCUGAUCCUUCCAAGGAUGAUCUUGAAAUCCAGUUACAGAAGAACGUGGGGCAGGCUGAUUUAGUUUCUUGUUGGCGCCAUCUACAGCUAUGCUUUGAAACUGAGGAGAGUGCGAGAAGACUCCUAAGUAAUGUAGCAUGUUUACUGAAACCCGGGGGUUACUUUUUUGGAAUUACUCCUGACUCGUCAACGAUAUGGGCAAAGUACCAGAAAAAUGUUGAAGCAUACCACAAUAGGAGCGGAGGGACAAAGCCUAAUGUUUUUCCCAACUACAUUCGGUCUGAAAGUUACAUGAUCACUUUCGAAUUGGAGGAAGAAAAGUUUCCGCUGUUUGGGAAGAGGUACCAGCUGAAAUUUUCUGGUGACAACGCUUCUGAAGACCAUUGCUUGGUUCACUUCCCAAGCUUGAUCAGGUUAGCGAGGGAGGCUGGCCUUGAAUAUGUGGAGAUUCAAAAUUUAACAGAUUUUUACGAUGACAACAGAGCCCAAUUUGCAACCUUGCUGAUGAAUGCUGGCCCUAAUUUCGUUGACCCCAGGGGAAAACUUCUUCCACGGGCAUUUGAUUUGUUAGGGCUCUAUGCAACAUUCAUAUUUCAGAAGCCCGACCCAGAUCUCGAACCUCCUCUAACGACCCCAAUACCUUUUGAUUGUUCCAAUAUUCAUGAUGAGAGAGAAUUAUCGGGGAACACUGAGACAAUUGCCCCUGCGGAAGAUUCAUCAAAAGGACUAGGGAAGAUUAGUGAACAGAAAGGAAUAUUGGGACCAGGCCCUGCCGAUUUACGUUUCUCCGAGGCAAUUUAACGCCCCUUUUUUUCGAAAGCUUUUGGUGACAUAGUGAAACUGGUGUUUCAGUAACAGUGAUAAGCUAGAACGUGUAUUUUUGUUAAAAACCAUCAGAUAACAUUAUCCAUGUGUUUAACAAACCUUAGUUAAGUUCUCUGAAUGAUUCCC